GCUGAGGCUACGGUGCACAUAGAAUCUUUAUACGACCGCAUUGAUUACCAUAAACUCAUUUCAAGGGUGUUAUUUGAAGACCUAUGCUCUGAUCUCUUUGAAGAUACAAUCAAACCAAUAGAUAAAGCCCUGAAAGAUGCUCGCAUGUCAAAAAGCCACAUCCAUGACAUUGUACUGGUUGGAGGAAGUACUCGAAUACCAAAGAUAAAAGAUCUCUUGAAGGAGUUUUUCAAUAAAGACCUAACUAGUUCUAUCAACCCAGAAGAGGCGAUCGCGUGUGGUGCUGCCAUUCAAGCAGCAAUCCUGUCUGGACAUAAAAUAAAUGACUUGCUUCUAGUCGAUGUUGUGCCAUUAUCAUUAGGUGUUGAAACAUCUAGGGGCAUGAUGUUCAAAGUAAUAGAACGUAACACGCCAAUACCUUGCCGUAAAGUCAAAGAAAUCACCACUUUGGAAGACUACCAGAAUUGUAUGACUAUAGAAGUGUUCGAGGGCGAAAGAACACUAACAAAAGACAAUCUUUUAUUAGGUGUAUUUGAGCUGAACAACAUUCCGCCAGCACCGAGGGGAGUUGCCAAAAUCGAUGUAGUUUUCGACAUAGAUGCAAAUGGCAUUUUAAAAGUUUCAGCACGUGAUAAAAGCACAGGCAAUUGUGAGACUAUCACGAUAGAAAAUACGCAUCGUUUAAGUAAAAGUGACGUAAGGAGAAUGAUCGCUGAUGCUGAGAAGUUUCGAGAAGAAGAUAUCGAGAAUAAAAUAAGAUUAGAGGUCAGAAAUCAGUUAGAGACUUAUAUUUAUGGGGUAAAGCAGACUGUGGUUGACAGCUUGGAGAGUCUGAGUAGCAACGAGUGUGCAUCUUUGAUUGGGGAAUGCAAAGACGCCAUCGCCUGGGUAGAAGAGAACAUGGACUGUUUUCGGGAGGAGUAUGAGAGAAAGAUGUCGGAAUUGCUACGUCGUUGGUCUGCUACCAUAAGUAAAUUGAAUCAGAGAUGGAGGCAUCGUGCUAAAAGACAGAGAAGUGAGAACAUGAACGAUGCAACAACAAUCACGGAGGUUGAUUAGGUUUAGGAAAAUACUAUGAUGGAAAAUACGCAGUGUAACAAGAAUUUAAAUUUAAGAUUAGUUCUAGAAUUUCAGAUCACCAGUUUUCUAGAAGGUAAGUUUUUAUAUAGUAUAUUUUUGCUGUAAGAUCUUCAUUUUCAUUUUGCAUAGAUACAAAAUCUCACUAACUAAAUAACUUUUUCGUCCCUUUCUGCCAUACUUGCUUAUACUGUGACUAAAAAGAGAGUGCAUGUUUAACAAUAUCGAAUAUUUUCAGGUUUAAUCAAGGACUACAUUCACCCCAUAAUCCCAUAUGGGUCAUGGGACAUCUAGAAAACUUUGAAAAAUAACUUUAGUACUUUUUUUUAUCCUACCUCAUUUUGUGAUUAUAUUAAGUUUAAAUAUAUUAAGAAACGAUA
Molecule: messenger RNA, 1457 nt
Organism: Pieris napi
Lineage: Eukaryota; Metazoa; Arthropoda; Insecta; Lepidoptera; Pieridae
Product: heat shock protein 68-like
Exons: 2
Coding region: 145-1059 (304 amino acids)
Biological process (GO): protein refolding; cellular response to unfolded protein
Cellular component (GO): cytoplasm
Molecular function (GO): misfolded protein binding; ATP binding; heat shock protein binding
Source: RefSeq, a predicted model, not a curated record